Thamnophis elegans (Western terrestrial garter snake) is the source of this 1575-nucleotide messenger RNA. Its product is annotated as probable peptidyl-tRNA hydrolase 2. The transcript has 6 exons. The record is from RefSeq and is a predicted model, not a curated record. Gene Ontology annotation, molecular function: peptidyl-tRNA hydrolase activity; protein binding. Gene Ontology annotation, cellular component: mitochondrion; cytosol. Lineage: Eukaryota; Metazoa; Chordata; Lepidosauria; Squamata; Natricidae. The coding region runs from base 36 to 611 and encodes 191 amino acids.
CCAAUAGGUGGGCAGAGCGCCGGCAGCUGUAAGGAAUGGAGUCGCAAUCGCCCGAUUCGGAUGCCAGCGUCGAUGAGUCUCUCUUCGCCCUCUUGCUGGACCUGGGGAUUCCCGAGGCUGCAGCGAGGAGGGCUCUGGCGCUCACCGGAGGUCAUUCUGCUGAAGCGGCGGCGCAGCUUUACUUCAGUAGCGGUCUCGAUUCCCAGGAUGAAGAUGAGGCACAGGGCAGUGAUGUCAAUCUUCUUCCAGGCAGACACCACAAGAUGGUCUUUGUGGUAAACAUGGAACUCUCCAUGGGAACUGGAAAGAUUGCUGCUCAGGUGGGGCAUGCAGCAAUUGGCUUGUUCCAGCUGGUGCAUGAAAAGCCAAGUCAGAGGGGCAUGAUCAACCAAUGGGAUGAGCAUGGUGCAAAGAAAGUUGUACUUCAGGGAGUCAACACAGACCAGUUGCUGGAACUGCAUGCGCUCGCCCUGAGUCUAGAAUUGCCAACAUACCUAGUGCAAGAUGCCGGAAGGACACAGGUCUCAGCUGGGUCACAGACAGUCCUUGCCAUCAUAGGAGAAGAAGAGCUGGUGAAUCAGGUGACCGGGCAGCUAAAACUGCUGAACUGAGAUGUUGUGAAGUUUGGCUGCCUGUGGGAUCCCAGGGGGGGAAGAGCCUAAGCCAUCUCCUCCUCUGCCAACAACUCAAGAAACCACCCGAGCCGAACAGACACCUCAAAAGACAGCUGUCUUUUGUGAGAGGAGCUUUCUCCUAGACAACGGAAGUGAUAGUUCUCCGGAUCCAGAUUUCUAGUGGGAUUCUCAAGUGGGUCUGUGUGAAGGUCGGACCCCCUUAAUUCUUCACCAUUUAUAACCAAGCUGCUCUAUAUUAAGUAAUGCUUAGGCGUUUUCAGUUAAGGGGAAAACUCCAAGGAUCAUCCAAGGUUGCCUUCCCCUCCUGAUGCCCUUCAGAUGUAUUCACAUAAUCCAUUAACCCCAGUCAAGUGUGGUCAACCCCCCCCCCUCCAUCUUUCCCAAGUGAGAAAGUGCAGGUUACUCUAGUAUAUAAAUUCUCACACCAUUUGGAUAUCUUGUGCCAAGAGUAUAACACUCUAUUAUUAUUAUUUUCUGUGAUGUGAAAAGGAACAAGUGUGGCAAUUUUUGGAGAGCUUUAUCUGACUUAUCUGCUAGGACUUCUCUUCAACAGCCUGUAGAGAGCCAAAGGACGGUUGUUCCUAUUUAGAAGGCUGUAAACGUCUCUGUUUAGCUAGUGUAUAUUGUAAUUGGUGGUGUCUUGUUUGUAUCUUAUUUUUAACUUCCACAAGUGGGCUGUGUCUUGCUUUAUGACGUCCUUGGUAUCAAUUUCCAAAUGGCUUUGAAAAACUGAAUUUUCAAAGCAAUGCUAGUCCUGUUAGGACAUUUCUCUUUAACAAAUAACUGGAUUAAAUUGCAGUGGUCAGCAUUGGGGGUGGGGUGAGGGAUGUGCAGCAACAUGACGGUCUAGAUUUUCCCAACUUAAAACAGCUCUUUUUUUAAUGUUUGUGUGUUUGUUCUCAAAAUGUUAAGAAUAAGAAAAAGCCAAGAUUAUGUAGCA